AUUAUAGACGAUUAUAUACACAUACGACACACAGAUACUACCUGGUAUAUACACGUAUGACAUACAGAAUAAACACAAACGGAAACAUCAUGUAAUAUGGCUACUGCAAAUAAUAUGUGUUGUGGAAUUUGUGAAGCCCGUCAUAUGUCAAAUGCAGCUACUUUUUGGUGUUCUGAGUGUGAUGAAGGAUUAUGUAUGGAAUGUCAUGCUCAUCAUAGUAUCUCAAAAUCAUCGAGGCACCAUGAAGCCAUUUCCAUUGAAAGUUACAAUAAGCUACCAACAACUAUAACAAAAAUUCUCACCUAUUGUCACGAACAUGAUAUGAAGUAUACAAAUUAUUGCCCACAUCAUGAAAAGCUUUGUUGUCCUGCUUGUAUUUACGUUGACCAUAAAAGCUGCACUGAUAUUCAGCUUCUCCAACACGUACUUAAAACUGCUAAGACGUCGGCUUUGAUAGACUCCAUUGAAAUGAGUAUUGAAGACAUAAAAAGUAAUAUUAAGGAUAUAAUAGAAGACCGCCGAAGAAAUAUUACCGCAAUCCAUGACCAACGACAGACAUAUCAGCACAAAAUUAUUCAAAUUCGAAAUAAAGUAAACUCUUACCUAGAUACACUGGAAGAAACUAUGCUUAAAGAUAUAGAUGCUGCUGAAAACAAAGCAAAUACAGAGAUAGAGAGAUUGGUAGCAAAAUUAUCAGAAAAAACGCAUGUGGCAAAUAACUUAGUACAAAAAGUUUCAGCGAUAAAAAAGUAUGCAUCAGAUCUUCAGUCAUUCAUUGGAAGUAAAUCGAUUGAAUCCGAAGUAGAAGCAGAGGAAACGUAUUUAAAUUCAUUAACCAAGGAUGGUAGUUUUAAUCAAAUUCGAUUAAAACUGGACAUUGAUACAAAAUUAUUAAACAUAGAAUCCACAAUAGAGUCAUUUGGAAAAGUGACUUCAGAAACAGAAUCACCUAUUGUUGUGUUGAAAAAAAGAAAGAAUAAACAAGCCCAAAUUGUGUCAGCUGUUCCACACAUUGUCCCAAAAUCUUUUGAUGAAUUGACACUCUCCCAAAUAUCGAAAUUCACAGUGCAAGUAAAAAAACGACAACAGCCGAAUGAAUUAAGGGGAAUUACUGUUUUACCUGACGGAAAAAUAAUCUUGGCAGACAGUGGCAGAUCGAAACUGUUUAUUGUUGAUAACAAUGGUAGGCUCGACAAAUUCAUAUCUUGUCGCACAGCUGGGACCGGACCUUUUAACGUCACCGUCAUCAAAGACCAUGAAGUUGCGAUAUCAACCUCUAGUGGCAUUCAGAUUAUUGACAUAAACUUAGGAACCGUUUUAGAAAGUAUAAAAACUGAUGGAGAUUGUGGAGGAGUAGCACACAACAACGGCACAUUAAUAUGCUGUGUCAAAUCAAAGGGGAUUCAAUGCAUUCAGAUUUUAAACAAGACGAUAUCAACAUUGGUGGAAUAUCACGAUAAUAUUGACCAAGUCGGUAUAUCUGUUUUUGGAAACAAAGUUUACUUAACCAGCUAUUGUUAUCCUGCCGUUAAUUGUUACACGUUGGAAGGCAAGCACUUGUGGGAGUUCGAAGAUUUCGUUUUGGUGAAGCCAACAGGAAUAGCGGUAGACAACAAUUCAAACGUAUACAUUGCAUCCUUCUGUUACCAUUCCAUAAUUGUUUUGUCCUCAGACGGAAAGAAGUUUAAAAACAUUCUUACACGUAAAGAUGGAUUGUACCAGCCAAGAGCACUACAUUUCGAUGAAACUAAUAGCACCUUGCUCGUCGCUAACAAAGAAAAUCUCAUAUGUAUGUAUCAUGUUCAUUAA
Molecule: messenger RNA, 1809 nt
Organism: Mytilus trossulus (common blue mussel)
Lineage: Eukaryota; Metazoa; Mollusca; Bivalvia; Mytilida; Mytilidae
Exons: 2
Coding region: 97-1809 (570 amino acids)
Molecular function (GO): protein binding; zinc ion binding
Source: RefSeq, a predicted model, not a curated record